Messenger RNA from Emiliania huxleyi CCMP1516, 396 nucleotides. RefSeq lists its product as hypothetical. The record is from RefSeq and is a predicted model, not a curated record. NCBI's taxonomy places the organism in Eukaryota, Haptophyta, Isochrysidales, Noelaerhabdaceae. Bases 1 to 396 code for a protein of 131 amino acids. The transcript is spliced from 2 exons.
AUGAACGGCAAGGUCGGCGUCGUCGUCUCCGCGAGCGCUUCGACGGGACGCUUCGGCGUGCGCGUGGCGGGCGAGGCCAAGGCACUCGCACUGAGGCGCGCAAUGCAAUGGCCGGCCAACCUGCAGCCAGCGGCCGAGGCGGGGGAGGUGGGCAGGCUCAUCCUCAAGGCGGCGGAGUGGUCGCCGCAGUCGCACGAGCUCUUCCCGGAGCCGGCUCGCAAGUGGGCGGUCGAGGUGAUGCGGCUGGGCUACCUGAUCGCGUGGGACGAGGAGCGCUUCGAGGGCCGCGAGGGAGCGGCUCCAGAGCUGGCGGACGUCUGGCGCGGCUUUGUGCUGCCAAGGGUGUUAGUGGGCGCCCGCCCGCCGCCUCCGAGGAGGUCGGCCCGCCUAGUCUGA